This is a messenger RNA of Prosopis cineraria, 530 nucleotides long. RefSeq names its product small acidic protein 1-like. The coding region runs from base 84 to 320 and encodes 78 amino acids. The transcript has a single exon. NCBI's taxonomy places the organism in Eukaryota, Viridiplantae, Streptophyta, Magnoliopsida, Fabales, Fabaceae. The record is from RefSeq and is a predicted model, not a curated record.
GCGGGUCGACAGCAGAAACAAGGCAAGAGGUUUACAUUCAAUUGAAGAAACGACAUCGUUUACGCGAAGUGCAGUUGAUAGACAUGAUCGAAGGCGGAGUAAUCUCCGAGAAUAGGCGAGAAAGUCGUGUGAUGAGACCGAUGCCGAUGGACUUGUUCGGAGAGAUGGAUGAGCAAGGAUCGGCGAUGGCCAUGGACGUCGACGACGUUGAUUCGCUCGAUAUUUUCGGCGAGGGGGUCAUCGUCGCCGAUAACAAGCUCGCCGACGCUGACUUUUUUAACAGCUUCGAGGACGACUUCGAUGAUACUGAUAUCAACUGACGUAUCCCAUCUUUUCCCAACUCUUUUACUACUCAAUAUGGUGCUUUUGGUUCGUUGAGUUGAGAAUUUAGGGGUUCACUGUAUUAGAGCCGAGCUAUUUUGCUAUUGAUGGUGGACAAGGGAAAUUUUAAACCUUUUCUUGGAUUUUCUAUACUUUGUAUGAUGUGGAUUAAUUUUACCAAUAUGAUACAUAUCUUGAUUUGUGUGAUU